Hippoglossus stenolepis (Pacific halibut) is the source of this 5007-nucleotide messenger RNA. Its product is annotated as FYN-binding protein 1. Gene Ontology annotation, molecular function: protein binding. Bases 245 to 3253 code for a protein of 1002 amino acids. Gene Ontology annotation, biological process: integrin-mediated signaling pathway; T cell receptor signaling pathway; protein localization to plasma membrane. The transcript is spliced from 23 exons. Gene Ontology annotation, cellular component: plasma membrane. NCBI's taxonomy places the organism in Eukaryota, Metazoa, Chordata, Actinopteri, Pleuronectiformes, Pleuronectidae. The record is from RefSeq and is a predicted model, not a curated record.
AUUCCUCCACCGAAACCGUCUGCUGUGCGCAUGGGCCGCGCACUGCCUCCGAUCAGAGGGCAGAGGACGUGCGCAGAGAUUUGACACAGAUCGAUUCACGUGAUGAUAGAAGUGGGUUUUGACUUAAUGGUGUAAUUUUCAUCACACACACACAGAAUGAUGAGAGGCUGAAGGAGAAACUCACUGGACUGAACUCACUUGACUAAACAGGCUGCUGUCGUCUCGGUGGAUAUUUCAGCGCACGAUGGAUCAGGAGGACACUUUGGAUUUUAAGGCUCUUAGGGCCAGGUUCCAGGAUGAAGAACUCCUACUGACGCAGCCUAGAAUCAAACCGACCCUCCCAGAGAAACCAAAGCAAGUGCCCCCUCCUCAGAGCCCCCCUGGACACCUCCCUGCAGGAGCGCGCCCCUCCCUACUCACCUCCAUCAACCAGAGCCUUGAGGGGAAGACACACAUCAGCCCCAGGGUGGUCUUCAAGGACGAGAAGAAGGAGGGCAAAAUGUCUCUAAUCAAGAACUACACCAAGCUGAAAGUGGGUAAAGACAAGACUAAAGGGAGCAAGGAGAAGCUUGACGACGACUCGUCGGAGCAGAAGCCGAAGAAAGACAACGCUAAAGACAAAAGGCUCUCACUGAGGUUCCCUGCAGCACAGAAGGAGAGCACAGAAAUACUGGUGCCUGCCACACCUCCACCUAAAGGCACAAUACAGAAGAAGAAGGGUUUCCUUGGUUUCAUGAAGUCAGUAAAGAAAGAUUCACUGGACAUUACGACCGACCCCAUCUUAGACAGCCCAAGUUCAGACAUUCUUGGAACAGCUCCUCUCAUACCUGUGCCUUCUGAAUUUGGUGGCGCACCACCAGAGCCUGAAAUCUAUGCCCCUAAAGCCCUAUUGCCAAACAUCCCAUCCUUACCUGCCUCCAGUGCUACAAUGGAAACAGCCCCACCCUUCAUUAUCCCUGCCUCUCCCGACUACAACCUAUCUCCCGCCCAUAUUCCUGAUUUCCCUGAUCCUUCAGUCCCAACCCUGCAGAGUGAAACUCCACUGGAGAUAGAAACUCCUGUCCUGUCAGUUCCACAUACUAUCAGCCCGACCCCUCCUACCCCUACUCCACCUCCAGUGGCGUUUACUCCAUCUCCAUCACCCCCUGAGGCUGAGAUCUCAGAGGCUGCCAUAGAGGCUGUAAGUAUAGCUGCAGUAGAGACGCCUCCUCUGAUCACAGACCCUCCAUCGACGCAAUCAUCUCCCAAACUUGAGCGUCCAAUCUCAGCACUCUCAGCCCUGGAGAGGGCGGCGGACAUGAGCUCUGGGAAACGGACUCCAGCUGACCAGAGAAUUCUCAACGCUCUGGAGAAUGCGCGCAAGAAGAGCGGCAGCCCGCAGACAGACCACAACACAUCUUACUCCAUCACCCCUCCACCUGAAGACCUCUCCCCUUCUCCGAGUCCCACCUUCUCUCUGCUAGAUCUCCCACCUAUAGAUUAUGAAGACCGGGCAGGAAACGCCCUCCGACCGAAACCAGAGCAAGUCAAUGGCAUUGACCACCGACAAGCCUCUUCAGUGUUGGAGGGUGUCUCUGAGGAGGGGUCUGAUGUUGUCCCAGAGCUGUUUGUGGUUCCCCCUCCCCCACCGAGGAAAGUCCUCCCAGACCCCGAGUCUCUGGGUCCAGCUCCAGAGAAGCCAGACAGACCCCCCUAUGUCCACCUGAGUGAAUUGAUCCCUCUUCCUCCUGCGGAAGAUAAUGAUGUCUCUGCUACUUUGGAGUUCUCAGAGACGGACACCACGGAUAUCCCAGAGUUUGACGAUGUCUCCUCAGUCGGCCACUCUCCAGAGCUGCCGGUGUCAGGCUGGGAGAAUGGGGAGUACACUGGUCCUGACACUCUUGAUGGACAGAACCUCCCAGAUUAUUACAGCAAUGGGAUAACUGCUCCAGCAGCUGAGGUUGAUGCUGCGCCGGCACUUGGAGAUGAAUACCAAAAUAAUGCACAACCAGUGGCAGGGCUUGAAGCUGCUGAAGCUGCCAACGGGAUCAGUGCAGAAAAUACAUAUGAGGACGUUACAACGUCUGCAUUCAAAAAGAAAGGAAAGUCUGAGGGUGGCAAGAAACGCAAGGGACCACCAAAGAAUCCAUAUACGGAGGCAGCACAGGAAACAAAUGGAGAGAAAGGCAGGAUGAGCAGGUUCGGCAAGACCGACAAGAAAGCCGCCGUGGAAGGGUCAGAGGAGAAAGAGCUGAAAAAGAGGGAGAAGCAGCGUUUGGAGAAGGAGAAGAAAGAGUUCAAGGAGAAACAGGAGAGGGAGAAGAAGGAGCAGAAGGAGAGGGAGAAGAAGGAGAACGAGAUGAAGAAGAAAUUCAAAAUCGCAGGACAGGAGGAUGCCAUGUACCAGGCGACAGUAACCGUGACAACAAAAGGACGCAAGGACGAUUUACCGGUCAAGAGCGGUGACAUCAUCAGCAUCAUCCGAACCACCAACUGCCCUAAAGGGAAGUGGCUGGCCAGAGACAGCAGCAACACCUAUGGGUACAUUGCAGUGGAUCAUGUGGAGCUGGACAUCAAGGAGAUGCUGGAGCUGGGGAAGAGGGCUGCCAUCACCCGCAAUACCAGCACCAACGUCGUGGACGGAGAGGUCCCCAGCGCGGGGAGCAGGGCCUCAAAUCACUAUCCGUUAUCAGCAGGAAGCUUCUCAGAUGACAGUGAAGAGUGGACCGGUGAUGAGGAUGAAACUCUCUCCCCUGUUCACGAACCUGCAGAUCCAUUUGCUCCAGUGGGCCACACCAGGACACUGUCCAUGCCAGACUUGGUAAACAAGGAUCUCAAUGUCGUCCACCAGCACAGUCACAGUGACAUCAGUGCAGAAGGCUCCCAUGUCCAAGCAAGACAUGAAGCACUUCAGAAGUUAGCCACAUUUUUCCAUUCACCCAAACCUGUGGAGCCAGCUUCCAGUAACAAUGAAGUGGAGACAAUAAACAAGGAUCUCAAUGUCGUCCACCAGCACAGUCACAGUGACAUCAGUGCAGAAGGCUCCCAUGUCCAAGCAAGACCUGAAGCACUUCAGAAGUUUGCAACAAUUUCACAUUCACCCAAACCUGUGGAGCCAGCUUCCAGUAACAAUGAAGUGGAUACAAGUGGUGUGCUCGUGAAGCAGGAAGCAGUGGCGCUGCCUGAUGCCAGUGAAACAGCAGAAGUAGCUUUUGAUCCUGAUUCGCUCAUUUUACCUCCUCCUGACCUGUAUGCUGAUUUGACCGGGGAGUAAUCGCCAGACACGAAACACAAAGCAGACAGAAGAACCAGGAUUUGUCCAUGAUGCUUUUCUUCACGCUGUGACCCGUGUCAGUCUACUAAUGCUGUGACAGUGACUUCAUCAUCUCGACUAUAUGACUUAAUUUAUCUGACGACCAUGUGCAUGGAUCAGUGUGAUGAUUUACAAGAGGAACAGGAAGUGACUCUCAGCAGCUGGAAAUCUUCCCCGUGCUGUUUCUGUUCUCUGAGGCACUUGGUGUGAAACCGCUGAGGGACAGUAUGUGUGGCUGCGGCCUCGGAGUGACUCGAGGAUCGAGCUGAUCCCAAACAAGGAGCUACAAACUGUUGCAGACACACACUCACACACACACCGGUUUUCUAGAUACUGUGACACUGGAGGCUCCUUGGGGGGAAAAUUAGAAGCUUUUCCUAUUAUUACCCGAAAGCCAAAUCUAUUUUUAGUGUUGUAACAAUGGCAGGACAAUGGCAAAAGUGGAUUUUUCUAACACUAGUGUAUUUUUUUUAUGUCAAGACACUGUUAAAUAUAGGUCAGCUGCAGUAAAAAACAUGUUUAAUAAUCAUUAGUCCUUCCUCUACCAGGUUGUUAAUCCACAGUUUAGGGUCGAGCUCAGUCCAAAGAACCUAACACGUUACCACUGUCUGAAUACUGAUCUUAGUCUUGUUAGGUUUGGUCUUUAGCAAUAAUUCAACCCCGCGAGUGACAUGAACAGUUUUCAUUGGUUACCUCCACCAAGACAGUGCUUUUAUCAGCAUUCCUUUGUUUGUUAGAUUUUUUAGCAGGAAGACACAAUAACUACGGAACCGAUUUCCAUGAAAUUUUGUGGAGAGGUGGGACAUGACCCAAGAAAGAACCCAUUCAAUUUUAGGGCAGAUCCAGAUAAAUAGAUACAUCCAGCUUUUACCUUGGUUAAAUAGGGCAUUAGCCUUAGUGGAGGUGUGCGCUCUCCGAGUGGCCUCCUGGUUCAGUGCUGUGCCCUCUUCUGUUUCUGCAUGACUCAACAGAUUUUAGGACCACAUUCAAUAUUUAGUUGAAAGUGUUUAUAUGUUUGUGCUUUUUUGUAUAUCUACACAUUUUUUUACUUUGUAAUUUUAUUUACUCUCAUUAUUUGUCAAUAAACUGUGGAGGAUGGAAGUAACUUGUCAUGUAUUUAAAUGGUUCAACAUGUCAGGUUCAUAUAAAAAUGAUCUUUAAUUAUGUACCAAUAAACAACACGGAGAAUAAUCUCAAUUAUACAACCAAAGAAUUACUAUGUAGUGUUCAUAGUUGAACCUCCUGGAGGGAAACAUCACGUGUAACUUUAUCGUCUUUUCUUUUUAUGGAGCUGAUGUCGGGCAGGUGCCACUUUUAUGUGCCGCCUAUUUUUUAGGAUUUCCCCUCAAGAUGAAGAGUAAGUGUUACAGAGGAGGAAGUAAAGUACUGAUGAUCACCUGAGGUCAUGUUCAUGUAAGAUAUUGUUGUUGACAUCUGUCUGUGGAAGAUACACAAUUAUAACCAUCUGUCAUGUGUUUAUCUGUGUGUCUGUGUGAUUUCCAAAUAUCCAAACAGACAAAACCUCAAGAAAUUAUGUUUGUUUAUUGUUUUUUCAAUAAAUACUCAUUAAAGUGCAAAUCAUAACAGCAAUAUCAUGCAGUGCAUAACAAGAGAAAUCCAAACCCCAAUCAGACAGGGAGACACAUUCUCUCUCUCACACACACACACACACACACACACACACACACACACACACACACACACACACACACACA